AUGCCAGCCUCAAUUCCAAAAACUAUGAAAGCCGUCGUUAUCGAAGACGAUAAGGCCGUCGUUAAGGAGGGCGUGCCCAUUCCUGAAUUGGAAGAUGGCUUCGUUCUGAUCAAGACCAUUGCUGUUGCCGGUAAUCCCACUGAUUGUGGGCACAUUGAUUACAAGAUAGGCCCUCAAGGGUCCAUCCUGGGUUGCGAUGCUGCAGGCUAUAUUGUCAAACUGGGUCCUGGCGUUGAUUCCAAACGCUUUACCAUUGGCGAUUACAUUUCCGGGUUUAUUCACGGUUCCUCUGUAAGAUUCCCCUCCAAUGGCGCCUUUGCUGAAUACUCCGCUGUUUCAGCGGAGACUGCCUACAGAUUGCCCAACGAUAUUGGACUUUGUGGUAAGGACAAUCUAAUUGAAGGUCCUGUUAGGUCUUUAGAAGGCGCUGUCACCUUUCCAGUGUCAUUGACCACCGCCGGUAUGAUCCUGACCUAUAACUUGGGCUUNGGUAAGGACAACCUAAUUGAAGGUCCUGUUAGGUCUUUAGAAGGCGCUGUCACCUUUCCAGUGUCAUUGACCACCGCCGGUAUGAUCCUGACCUACAACUUGGGCUUGGACAUGGAAUGGAAGCCUUCUGUGCCACAAAGGGGUCAUCCCGUCUUAAUAUGGGGUGGUGCUACUGCCGUAGGCCAAUUGCUGAUUCAGCUGGCUAAAAAAUUGAACGGGUUUACCAAAAUCAUUGUCGUUGCUUCUCGGAAACAUGAAAAGCAAUUGAAAGAGUACGGUGCCGAUGAACUGUUUGAUUAUCAUGAUUCUGAUGUUGUCGAACAAAUCAAGAGCAAAUACAACAAUAUUCCGUAUUUGGUCGACUGUGUCGCUAAUGUAGACACCCUUCAGCAAGUGUACAGGUGCGCAGCGGAUGAACUGGAUGCCACCGUCAUUGAACUGACCACUUUAACCGUUGACGACGUCAAAGAGGAAUACAGGAGACAAAAUGUCACCAUUGCCAAAACAAGCCUAUACGCGAUAGGUGGACACCAAGUUCCAUUUGGAAAAUUCACUUUUCCCGCGGAACCUGAGUGUAAAAAGGCUGCCAUUAGAUUAGUCAAAUUCCUCAAUCCAAAGAUCAAAGAAGGGGAAAUCCACCAUAUCCCAGUCAAGGUCUACAAGAAGGGGUUGUACGACAUCCCCCAGUUGCUUGAUGACAUCAGGAACAACAAAAACAAUGGCAAAAAGCUGGUCGCGGUAUUGACUUAG
Molecule: messenger RNA, 1239 nt
Organism: Saccharomyces eubayanus
Lineage: Eukaryota; Fungi; Ascomycota; Saccharomycetes; Saccharomycetales; Saccharomycetaceae
Product: zinc-binding alcohol dehydrogenase family protein
Exons: 1
Coding region: 1-1239 (412 amino acids)
Molecular function (GO): oxidoreductase activity, acting on NAD(P)H
Source: RefSeq, a predicted model, not a curated record